Messenger RNA from Penicillium antarcticum, 723 nucleotides. RefSeq lists its product as uncharacterized. The record is from RefSeq and is a predicted model, not a curated record. Gene Ontology annotation, biological process: protein deubiquitination; ubiquitin-dependent protein catabolic process. The transcript is spliced from 2 exons. The coding region runs from base 1 to 723 and encodes 240 amino acids. Gene Ontology annotation, cellular component: cytoplasm. Gene Ontology annotation, molecular function: cysteine-type deubiquitinase activity. NCBI's taxonomy places the organism in Eukaryota, Fungi, Ascomycota, Eurotiomycetes, Eurotiales, Aspergillaceae.
AUGGCACACCCAGGUGUGCAGGUCGUCAACGGCCGUAAAACGUUCAUUCCUUUAGAAAACAACCCCGAUACCAUCACGCAUCUAUGUAGAAGCCUCGGUAUCUCUCCAACCCUGACAUUCCACGAUGUUCUCUCUACAACCCCCGACAUGCUAUCUCAUAUCCCUCGGCCCGUGAACGCCCUCAUCUUACUCGCCGAUACUCCCAUCUAUCUAGCUACUCGCUCCGCCGUGGAACCUACCAUCCAUCUAUAUGCAGGGAGCGGGCCUGAGGAGCCAGUCUUAUGGAUGAGGCAGACGAUUGGUCAUGCCUGUGGCCUGAUGGCGGUUCUACAUGUUGUUUUGAAUCUUGAUUCGGGGAAACAUGUCACUGGUUCAGAGCUACAGGCCUUAGUAAAGAAGGCAGUUGAGCUUCAACCAACGGAGAGAGCUGAAUUGCUGUAUCAGUCCAAGUUUCUGGAGGAGGCACAUAUGGAUGCUGCGUCGCAGGGCUGUUCCAUUGUUCCAUCGCCACGGGAGGACUGUGGGUUCCAUUUCGUGGCAUUUGUGCGGAAGGAGGGCAAAGUUUGGGAGCUGAAUGGGGGUAUGAAUGGGCCGUUGUUGAGGGGCCAGUUGGAGGGUGAUCUGCUUUCGGAGAAUGGUUUGGAGAUGACGGUCAAUGACUUUUUACAGGCUGCUGAAACCGUGGAUCAUAGAGGUAUCAGUAUUGUUGCUGUGUCAGGAUAA